Trichoderma citrinoviride is the source of this 428-nucleotide messenger RNA. RefSeq lists its product as hypothetical. Lineage: Eukaryota; Fungi; Ascomycota; Sordariomycetes; Hypocreales; Hypocreaceae. The record is from RefSeq and is a predicted model, not a curated record. The transcript has a single exon. Bases 56 to 349 code for a protein of 97 amino acids.
GCUCAUUCAGCGUGGCGAGGACGGUCUAGAGCAGAGAAGACUUGGGCGGGAUGCUAUGCUCGAUCUGCCUCGAGCGAGAUGCUCCAUCCUUUUGUAUGCUUUGUCCAUGAUCGACCCGUCCGGUGUUGUGGGAGGAUCCAGCAUCGCUCUCGCCUGGGUCUUGAAGAGCUCGAUGCCCAUCUCGGCCCUACAGCUACGGUGGACUUGGGCUUUGGCAGACGGAUCGAAUCUGAGGGUCUUAGAGGGCGACCAGGCUGAACCAUCAGCUACCACGAAGCUUCCAGCAAACACCAACGAGAGGUCUCUCCGUCAUCUCCACCCUGGUGGCUCUUUGCAAGCUCAGACCUGAAGAACCCCGGACAAGCUGGCAGUUGGGGAGCCGUCCAACCGGAGCGGCUGUCAGCCCUAUCCCAGCCCCUUGAUGCCUC